Molecule: messenger RNA, 1894 nt
Organism: Megalobrama amblycephala (Wuchang bream)
Lineage: Eukaryota; Metazoa; Chordata; Actinopteri; Cypriniformes; Xenocyprididae
Product: zinc finger BED domain-containing protein 4-like
Exons: 3
Coding region: 1-1728 (575 amino acids)
Molecular function (GO): protein dimerization activity; DNA binding
Source: RefSeq, a predicted model, not a curated record
AUGUCAGCAGUGUGGAAGCACUUUAAAGUGUCAGAGAAAGAGGCAAAAACGGCCGUUUGCAGACAUUGUUCUGCUGAAUUAUCCAGAGGGGGUGCAUCUGCAAAAACGUACAGCACUUCAAGUUUAAUUUAUCACUUAAAAUCAAGACACCCUGAACAUCAUGCAGAGUACGAGAAAGACACGGCGGCGGCAACGGCAACAGCAGCAGCGAAAAGAAAAGUAGCUCCCAGUCCUAGGACACCCACUCCAUCUGUGGCUGACUUCUUAGAAAAGGCAAAAAAGUUUGCCAAUGACAGUGCCAAAGCUAAAGGUAUUACUAAAAGGAUAAUGGAAUUCAUCGCAUUGGAUGAUCAACCAUUCUCUGUUGUAGAGGAUGUUGGAUUUCGCAGGCUUAUAGACCAUAUUGAGCCCCGUUACACCAUCCCUAGUAGACGGCAUUUCUCAGACUGGAUCGACAAAGAUUUCAAGCUACAAAAGAUUGUGCUUCACUCACAAGAGUUUAGAGGGUCCCAUACAGCUGUAGCCAUAUCUGAGGCGUUCGCCAACAUGUUUGACACUUGGCGUAUCGACCGAUCUAAAGUGCAUGCGGUAGUCAGUGACAACGCAAGAAAUAUGGCUAAAGCCAUGGAAGAUAGCAAUCUGAAAGGCAUACGGUGUAUGGCACACACAAUUCAACUGGCGGUCAACGAGGGAUUGUUGAGUCAGCGCAGUAUAGCAGAUGUGAUAGCGAUAGGCAGGAAAAUUGUUGGCCAUUUUAAACAUUCACCGCUUGCCUAUGCGCGCCUACAAUCUAUCCAAGAACAGUUCGGAAUGCCGCAAAAACGUUUCCAACAAGAUGUGAGCACAAGGUGGAACAGUACAUAUUAUAUGCUGGAAAGCCUUUUUGCGCAAAAGCGAGUCUUGGCUACAUACAUAGCAGAUCAUGACCUGCCCGCGACAUUCACCGCAUACCAGUGGGUGUUAAUCGAGAACGUUCUCUCUCUUCUCGCCCCCUUUGAGCAGAUAACAAAAGAGAUAAGCUCAUCUGAUGCAUCUGUGGCAGACGUCAUACCCUUACUUGCAGCACUAAAGCGUCUUUUAAACAAAGAGGCUGAAACAGACCACGGAGUGAAAACAGCUAAAAGUGCGCUCUUAGAAGCUGUCAGCACACGAUUUAGUCAGGCGGACUCAGAACCCCUGUACUGCAUCGCGACUGUGCUUGAUCCAAGAUAUAAAGAUCAUUACUUGGAUGUGGGGAAAAAGAUGCGCACACGAGAAAUGAUCCAGGCCGAGUUGGAUUUGGGAAAGCCGCUAGGUGAUGGAGACGGUCAGGUGAUGCACAGCGCAGGAGAUGAAAACAGCGCAGAGAGUAAACGGGCUCGUACUACAGAUGAGCCGCGCACAGUCUCGCUGUCUGACAUGUUCGAUGAGAUCCUCCAAGAGAAUAACCCAUUUGCAAGACAGAGGACAAGCUCGACCGCUCAACAGUUAGAUGGGUAUCUCUCAGAAGUCCCCAUCCCCAGGAGCAAUAACCCUCUCGAAUUUUGGAGGACCAAUCAAGGCCACUUUCCCGACCUGGCGCAGAUGGCACGCAGGUACUUGUCUGCUCCAUGCACAAGCACCGACAGUGAGAGACUGUUUAGUGCUGCAUCUCAUGUCAUCGAUGAGAAGAGGAACCGACUUUCAUGUGAGAAAGCAGAGAAGCUACUUUUCAUAAAGAAGAACCUGCCACUUUUCCUGAAGAAGUAGGCUAAGUAGGCUUAUGUCUAGGACAGUUAUUCAUUUGUUGUGGGUUCAUCCACAUUUUUUGCACUAUUCAAUGCACAUUUGUUGUUGUAGACAUACAGAGUUACAUUCUUUCAGCAGUCAGUUAUAGGCCUAACAUAGGCUAUUCAAGAAGGGGGGCUUCAAAGAU